GUUUGAGUACUCUUCCCGCCCACAUAGCGCGCCUCCACCCUCGCGCCGUCUGACGCCAGAAGGCCCAGCCUACGAAGCAAGCUUCUGGCUCCGCCCUGACACCGGCACGACGCUGCUUGCUUGUCUUCACUGCUGUGUUUGUUUACCUCUUCUUUGCCUGCCUUACGUUCCCUUUUUCCACCUUUGAAGAUGGCGACCGAGGGUCUGCAGGAGAACGAAACGUUGGCAUCCCUGAAGAAUGAGUCAGAGAGCCUAAAAAACAAGCUUGAAGAGGAGCGGGCCAAGCUGCACGACGUAGAACUACACCAAGUGGCUGACAGGGUGGAAGCUCUAGGUCAAUUUGUAAUGAAAACAAGGAGAACUCUAAAAGGGCAUGGAAACAAAGUCCUCUGUAUGGAUUGGUGUAAAGACAAAAGGAGGAUUGUUAGCUCAUCGCAGGAUGGAAAAGUUAUUGUAUGGGAUGCCUUCACAACUAACAAGGAACAUGCUGUUACAAUGCCGUGCACUUGGGUAAUGGCAUGUGCCUAUGCCCCUUCUGGCUGUGCGGUUGCAUGUGGAGGCUUGGACAACAAGUGUUCUGUUUACCCUUUGACCUUUGAUAAGAAUGAGAAUAUGGCUGCAAAGAAGAAAUCUGUGGCAAUGCAUACAAACUAUUUAUCAGCCUGCAGUUUUACAAAUUCUGAUAUGCAGAUUCUGACUGCCAGUGGGGAUGGUACAUGUGCUUUGUGGGAUGUGGAGAGUGGACAGCUCCUCCAGAGUUUCCAUGGCCAUGCUGCUGAUGUUCUUUGUCUUGAUCUUGCACCUUCUGAAACAGGAAACACAUUUGUCUCUGGAGGAUGUGACAAGAAGGCAAUGGUAUGGGAUAUGCGAUCUGGGCAAUGUAUCCAGUCCUUUGAAACUCAUGAAUCAGACAUUAACAGUGUCAGGUAUUACCCAAGUGGAGAUGCAUUUGCUUCUGGUUCUGAUGAUGCCAGUUGCAGGCUUUAUGACCUUCGUGCAGACAGAGAAGUUGCAAUAUAUUCUAAAGAAAGCAUCAUUUUUGGGGCUUCUAGUGUGGAUUUCUCUCUUAGUGGUCGUUUACUUUUUGCUGGCUAUAAUGACUACACAAUCAAUGUCUGGGAUGUUUUGAAGGGGACAAGAGUCUCUAUUUUAUUUGGCCACGAGAAUCGUGUUAGUACAUUGAGAGUUUCACCUGAUGGCACAGCUUUUUGUUCUGGGUCAUGGGAUCAUACAUUAAGGAUUUGGGCCUAACUGUACAUGUAGUGGAAAACCAGACAUGUUUUAUUAACCUACAUGUUUCUGUAUUUAUAUUUUAUUUAUUAUAACACAAGUUGAUUUUUUUCUUUGGUAACAAAAUACAAAGAAAGAAAAUAGACAUCAGCAGUUUUAUUUAUUUUGGGUAUUUAUUUAAUCCAAUACCAACUGCAAACAACUCUCCAAAGGAAGCUGUACUUUCCCUACUUUUCUAAACAGUCCAUCUUCUAUUUGGUUUGAAAAUCAUAAGUCCCAUUUUUAAUUACUUUUUAUUCCAUUAAACUGCUUGUUUAUGUUGUAAGUGCUAGUGAACAGUUAAUUUAAUCAAGCACAUGAACUUAUGUUUUUUGUUAUUGCUAAAUAGAGGUCAGUGUUCAGUUCUGUAAAGACGGAUAACUAGUACAUAGAAAACUAAAAGCUGAAAGAUUCGCUUUUAAAGUCUUCAUUCAAGUUUCAUUCUUCAAGCAUUGGAUUUAUUAUGAUAUUAAAUUCUGAGUUCUUUCACAAUUUAAUGUGUAAUACACUAAAUAUGUCUGGUUUUAAUAAUGCUAGACGUCUCUACUGACAGUUAAUAUCUCUAUACAGUAACUCAAAUCGGUGAACAAAACAGAUUAGGAUUAGCCAACAAUGUGUAUAUCUUGA
Molecule: messenger RNA, 1896 nt
Organism: Polypterus senegalus (gray bichir)
Lineage: Eukaryota; Metazoa; Chordata; Cladistia; Polypteriformes; Polypteridae
Gene: gnb5b
Product: guanine nucleotide binding protein (G protein), beta 5b
Exons: 11
Coding region: 190-1251 (353 amino acids)
Biological process (GO): G protein-coupled dopamine receptor signaling pathway; G protein-coupled receptor signaling pathway
Cellular component (GO): cytoplasm; heterotrimeric G-protein complex
Molecular function (GO): protein binding; signaling receptor complex adaptor activity
Source: RefSeq, a predicted model, not a curated record